Molecule: messenger RNA, 1638 nt
Organism: Penicillium digitatum Pd1
Lineage: Eukaryota; Fungi; Ascomycota; Eurotiomycetes; Eurotiales; Aspergillaceae
Product: putative extracellular lipase
Source: RefSeq, a predicted model, not a curated record
AUGACUGCUGCUACCAAUUCUCCUUCCGUCACCCUGGUACAAGGCCAUGUGGUGGGGACCCAGCUCAAAGACUCUUUUCCUCAAACUGUCGACGCUUUCUUGGGAGUCCCAUAUGCCCUUCCUCCUAUAGGAAAUCGACGGUUCAGACCAGCAGCCAAAGUUUUGUGCUCAUCAGACACCAUAGAUGCGUCCAGAUAUGGCCCCGCGGCUCCUGGAAAAGCACUUCUCUCUGGAGGACCGAAGCUCGUGCAGAGUGAAGACUGCUUGACAGCAAACAUCUUUCGACCAGCUGGCAGCAAUGAUAAUUCCAAGCUCCCUGUUGCGGUGUAUAUUCACGGGGGUGCUUUCAAUCGGGGAUCAGCAACUAUGCACAAUACUGCGUCCAUGGUAGCGUGGUCAGAACAUCCCUUCGUUGCCGUAAGCUUUGGUUAUCGUAUUGGAGCUCUUGGGUUCCUCCCCUCAACUCUGUCGCAGAAAGAGGGGUUGCUGAAUCUCGGAUUGCGCGAUCAGGUGCAUUUGUUGCAAUGGGUCCAAGAGAACAUCGCCAACUUUGGCGGCGAUCCUGCUAACGUCACUUUGUUUGGUCUUUCUGCGGGGGCGCAUUCAAUUGGCCAUCACCUUCUUAAUUAUGACGAGCACAAAUCGCCACUGUUUCAUCGGGUCAUUAUCGAGUCUGGAGCACCAACUUCCCGCGCUGUUCGCCCAUAUAACGCCAAGGUUCACGAGGACCAAUUUGCAGACUUCCUCCAAGAAGUCAGCUGCCCAGCUAAUCUAGCGGAAGCCGAAAUCUUCCCAUUCCUACGUUCGCUCCCCAGCUUGACUAUUACAAAGGCCCAAACGGCUGUUUUCGACAAGUACAACCCUUCCCUUCGGUGGGCAUUCCAGCCUGUAAUUGAUGGAGACAUAAUCUCUCGUAAGCCUCUUGAGGCAUGGGAGUCCAAAGUCUGGAAUAAAGUACCCAUCAUGACCGGAUUCAACAGCAAUGAGGGAACAAUGUACGUCGACAAGAAAAUGUCGGAUGCCUCCCAGUUCCGCGAAUUCUGGCACAAUCUUCUACCUGAGCUCUCGUCUUCCGACCUUGACACCAUCGAAAAACUGUAUCCUGACCCCGCCGUGGAUUCCACGUCACCCUAUGUCGAAACUCGAGAAGGCGAGGGUCUCGGGCCUCAGUAUAAGCGUAUUGAAGCUGCCUACGGACACUAUGCGUAUGUGGCACCAGUCCGCCAGACAGCAUAUUUUGCAUCAACCCAAGGUGCUCCAGUUUACCUUUAUCAUUGGGCGCUACCGAGAACGGUCAUCGGUCGAGCAAACCAUGCCGAUAAUAUGUACUAUGAGACCUAUAACAGUGCCAUUACGGGGAUCUCGGAAUCGCAGAAAGAACUGUCCGGCACACUGCAUGCCUACUUGACAAGUUUCAUUACGACCGGUGAUCCUAAUGCUCUGUCUGGUCGAUAUGAACGGAGACCGGAGUGGAAGCCUUUCCGGCCAGGGGAUUUGAAAGUCAUGAUCUUUGGACAGGGGAAUGACGAAUUGAUCGGAGGAAAUGUUGCUCCUCCUGCAAAAUGUGUCACGGAUGAUUGGGCAAGGGAGGAGACAGAAUUUUGGUGGUCAAAGGUUCCGAUUUCGCAGCUUGCUUGA